Notothenia coriiceps (black rockcod) is the source of this 885-nucleotide messenger RNA. Its product is annotated as kinesin light chain 1-like. The record is from RefSeq and is a predicted model, not a curated record. The transcript is spliced from 3 exons. Bases 466 to 885 code for a protein of 139 amino acids. Gene Ontology annotation, cellular component: kinesin complex; cytoplasm. Gene Ontology annotation, biological process: microtubule-based movement. Gene Ontology annotation, molecular function: kinesin binding. Lineage: Eukaryota; Metazoa; Chordata; Actinopteri; Perciformes; Nototheniidae.
GCCGGGUAACGCCAUUUUCACGCACCGCGCAGUCAGUCAGUCAUCCAGCCAGUGGACCAGCGAGCUGUCAGCUUCACCGGCGACUCGUCAACUUUUAAUUCAACCCCAUGAAGUCGCCAUCAAGUUAGUUUUACGGACUGCCAUGGAAUUUAAGGACAACAUGGUUUUCUGUAUUUAUGGCUCCGACUAAAGCCAGUGUUUUGACAGUUAGCCGGUUAGCUAUGUAGCUAGCUGGUCAUUAUAUAUUAACGGAGGUUGAUGCAGUGAAACCCAGAGGAACAUAUCCCAUUCGAAGACACUUUGGAUAUUGUGUUUUAAAAGUGACAUACUCUAUUUAUCGGCUAGAGUUGUACCUUUAAAGCAACACCAGUUUCAUUUAAAAAAGACGUGAUUUGGACGUCAAAAAGGAGAGAUAAAUUGACGUUACAUUGAAGCUACUUUGGAAACGGAUGUCCCAGAGAACGAAUGCGUGAGGACAUGUCCACCAUGGUGUGCGUGAAGGAGGAGGAGGACCCUGGGGAGAAGCUUUCCCAGGAAGAGAUCAUCUCCCGGACCAAGCAGGUGAUCCAGGGGCUGGAGGCCCUGAAGCAGGAGCACCACUCCAUCCUGGACGGCCUGCUGGGCACGCUGCGCUGCCUGAAGCAGGAGGAGGAGGAGGGCGUCCUGGUGGAGGAGAAGUCCCACAUGAUCCACAAGUCCAUGGAGAUGCUGGAGCUGGGGCUGAGCGAGGCACAGCGUGAGGCAGAAAGACUCAGACGACGGGUAGUGAUCCAUCCCAACCCGCUGCCUCACAUCCACCAGGAGCACGCCGCGCUGCUCUGCAUGGGCCUCCUCUUCCUCCUGAUUGGACGGAUCAUCUACCUUCAAGGAAGUGCCAACAGCUAG